Molecule: messenger RNA, 1892 nt
Organism: Notothenia coriiceps (black rockcod)
Lineage: Eukaryota; Metazoa; Chordata; Actinopteri; Perciformes; Nototheniidae
Gene: ccna1
Product: cyclin A1
Exons: 9
Coding region: 407-1609 (400 amino acids)
Source: RefSeq, a predicted model, not a curated record
CUAACAAUAUCUUCUGAAUUUAAGGUAGUCAUGGAACAUCAAAAACAGAACCAUCCGUUAUUAAAUUAUAAAUCAUAUUAGAAAUUCAGUGAGGGAUUCCUGACGCACGACGUCGUCAGCUGUUGCGUUCUGGCACGUGAUUGGUCAGAAAGCCGUUCGGAGAAAACAGCUGAUUAUUUUAGAAGCAAACCUGAAGGAAACUUUUUGUAUCGCUCGGAUAAAUAACAUACGACACAGCACGCUAGUGUAAGUCACUUAAACGCAGCAAGAGGUCGCUGUCUGUCUGAAAAUCAGCAAAUAUCAGAAUUGUACCGUCAAUUUCUCCGCUCUAGUGGAAUGCACCGGUUUUUCCUUUCACCUUCUUAACGUUUGCUGUUUGCUGUUUACUUCGUUGAUCCUGAUAACGAUGAACUUCAGCAUAAAUGCCCAUGGCGGCAGUCACACCAGCAAAGAAAGCAUUCCACAUCCAGUGCAGGUCCAGCGAGGCAAGCAGCGGAUCGUCCUCGGUGUGUUGUCAGAAAAUGAUUAUCAUGGUCGAUCCUACAGCCAGGGAAGUCAAUUUUCCAAACAAAGUUCGAUCUCAGACAGCUCCCAUCUCGCCUUCCUUAGCCGUCCCUCCAGUUCCAGCUUUGAUAUUUAUGUUGAGGAGGCUUGUGAAGUUGUUCUUGCUCCUUCUGGUCAAGAAGUUGUCUCAGAGAGCUAUAACGUAGUGGCCGAAACUACUGCUGAUUUAAGAUUCUUGACGGAACUGAGUAUAAGUUCAGGCCAUGAUGCUUCUAUGCAGUCUGAACAAGAUGAAUCCCUGAUGUCAAAGGAAGUGCUGUGUGUUUCUGAAUAUGCAGAGGACAUUCAUCUGCACUUGAGGGAGCGUGAAAUAAAGUCCAGGCCAAAGCCAGGCUACUUAGAGAAACAUCCAGAGAUCACCAAUGGCAUGCGAGUGAUUCUGGUGGACUGGCUGGUGGAAGUCGUCCAGGAAUACAGGCUUCGCUGUGAAACGCUGCACCUUGCCGUCAACUAUUUAGACCGCUUUCUGUCGUGCACUGCAUUGGUGAAACGUGGCAAGUUGCAGCUGGUCGGCACAGCUGCGUUAAUGAUUGCUGCAAAAUACGAGGAGAUCUGCCCCCCAGAGCUGAAUGAGUUUGUGUACACCACAGACAGCACCUACACUAAGAAACAGCUGGUCCGGAUGGAGCAUGUUUUCCUAAAAGUGUUGUCCUUUAGGAUGGCAGCGCCCACAACAAACCAGUUUCUUCGCCUUUUCAUGUCAGUCCACCCUGUCUGCACCAUCACAGAGAACCUGGCCCAGUAUGUAGCAGAGUUAAGCCUGCUGGAAAUGGAUCCAUUCCUACAGUACACCCCAUCUCUAGUAGCAGCUGGAGCAUACUGCCUAGCUGCUUACAUUGUAAACAAAUCUCUCUGGCCCGAUUCCUUAAAUGCCUUUACUGGUUAUACCACUGCGGAAAUUGUGCCUUGCAUGACUGCCCUCCACAAGCUGUACAUCAGUGCAGAGAGUCAUCCUCAACAGGCCAUCAGGGAAAAGUAUAAGACUUCAAAGUAUUUUCGUGUUUCAUUGAUCACUGCACCUGCUGCUCUGCCUUUUCAUGAAUAAUUGCCCCACGCUUCUUGAACGCUUCUGCCAGAAAAUAAUAGACUGAGAACCAAACAAACCCAGCUGAUUCCACUGCCAAACCCAUACAUGGCAAACUCCUCUAUAUAUUUUAUACAAAUUCAAUAAAACAUUUUUUAUUAAAACCUACCUCAUGACAGGUUUUUUUAAUACUGGCAAGUGUUCAUGCUCAAUGUCAGGUUUUUGUUUUGUUACCAUCACUACCAUUAUGAUUAUAUAAGUGUUUACCAUAGCAUUGUUGUGUGUGCAAAUGUUUAUAUUUCAU